GAGUCGAGAGGCUAGAGCGCAAAGAGCGAAGGCGAGGAGACGAGAAGCAGGAAUUCAUUCAGCCUCUCCGGUCGGCUGCAGCCUCAGUCAGGAACGCCUCCGUGGAGAUCAGGAAAAGUACAAGAAGACGAAGACCCGUCGGAGGAAUAUCUCGUACUUCCUGGAAUGUUUCGGGAAAGGACGCCGACCUUUUCGAGCUCCCGCUCGUCACCCGUCAAAGUUUGAAGGACAGUCAUGUCGAUAUGUAGAUGAUAAUUCCUCCUCGUUGAUAUCUCCGUCCCUGAACUCGAACCUCUGGAUUAUCGCUCCGGAAGUCCCGUUCCGGCCGGGAAUGGAUUGCACAAGCGAGGAUGACGACUGGAGGUAAACGUUUGCUUCUUGGAGGCUGCGUCUGAGCUCAUUUGGGGCCGGAUGGAAAAAUGGGACAGCGGCGUUCAUCAAGUGAUGACUGGGCGGUAAUUCAUGCUGUGGAGAGAGAUCCAAACAUGGCCACGCUCCCCCCGUUCUUCCCGCCUUCUGACCCAUUUUCCAGACUCUGAGGCGUCUGCGAGGGCGCUCCGGCCGACACCAUGAACCUGCGCGGUGGCAACGUGUCCGAGUUGAUUUCUCAGUCGGUCACGGCCGGCACCCUUGAGCUGCUGGAGCCCGACCCGCGGCCCCCACGUGGGUACCAGGAAGCCCCAAGCAAUGUGAGCCACGCUGGGUGCUCCGGCGCGGGGAGCGACGCUCACGCCGGGAAUUGGUCAAGCGGCAGGUUUUACGGGUGCACGCCCCAGGAUGCGGAGGGGGGCAAGAACUGGGCUGCGCUUCUCAUCGUGGUGGUGAUCGCCGUCACGGUGACGGGCAACAUCCUGGUCAUCCUCGCCGUCUCCCUCGAGAAGAAGCUCCAGAACGCCACCAACUACUUCCUGAUGUCGCUGGCGGUUGCGGACAUGCUCCUGGGCAUGUUGGUCAUGCCGGUAUCCAUGGUGACCAUCCUCUACGAUUACGACUGGCCUCUGCCGUCUGACCUUUGCCCCGUGUGGAUCUACCUGGAUGUGUUGUUCUCCACGGCGUCCAUCAUGCACCUGUGCGCCAUCUCUCUGGACCGAUACAUCGCCAUACGCAACCCCUUCCACCACAGCCGCUUCAACUCGCACACCAAGGCCCGCGUCAAGAUCAUGGCGGUGUGGACCAUCUCGGCUGGCAUCUCCAUGCCCAUCCCCGUCAUCGGCCUGCGAGACCACGCCAAGGUGUUCAAAGAUGGCAGCUGCCUGCUGACGGACAACAACUUUGUGCUGGUGGGCUCCUUCGUGGCCUUCUUCAUCCCGCUCACCAUCAUGGUGGUCACCUACUUCCUGACCAUCAAGGCGCUGCAGAAUGAAGCCACCAUGUGCUUGGACCAGCUGGUGCCACGACCCAAAUGGGGCACGGCGUUCACGUUGAGCUUCUUCCCACAAACCUCGCUGUCGUCGGAGAAGCUCUUCAGACGCUCCAUCAGCAGAGGGAGCGGCGGCGGCGGCGGCCUGUCGAGCGGACGAGGGAGCGUCUCCGGGUCUUUCUUCGGCCGCCGCACCAUGCAGUCCAUCAGCAAUGAACAGAAGGCGUCCAAAGUCCUGGGGGUGGUGUUUUUCCUCUUUGUGGUCAUGUGGUGCCCCUUCUUCAUCACCAACGUGCUGGUGGUGGCGUGCGACCCGGCGGACUGCGACGCCGGUCUCAUGGGGGGCCUGCUCAACGUUUUCGUGUGGGUGGGCUACCUGUCGUCGGCCGUCAACCCGCUGGUGUACACGUUGUUCAACAAGACGUACCGCGCGGCGUUCCUGCGCUACUUGCGCUGCCGGUACGCGCCCAAGAAGAAGCCUCUCCAGCUCAUCCUGGUGAACACCAUCCCGCCGCUGGCGUACACCUCCAUCCAUAAAUUACGCAACGGAGCCGCGCACUCUUUCGGGGAGAUGAAGGAAUUCUCUCUACCCGGGCAGGAGGAGGAACCUCGGAGGAACCUUGACGGGAAAAAGGCAGAUAAAGACGAGAGUUGUGUGUGAGGAGAACUUUCUCCAUGAGAACUAUGCACAGCGGUUCUUGUCCCAACUGUCCCAUCGUCGGAGCGUGGCUCUUCUACCAUCUUCUACCAUCUUCUACUACCAUCUUCUACCAUGUUCUACUACCAUCUUCUACCAUCUUCUACUACCAUCUUCUACCAUCUUCUACCAUCUUCUACUACCAUCUUCUACCAUCUUCUACUACCGUCUUCUACCAUCUUCUACUAC
Messenger RNA from Doryrhamphus excisus (bluestripe pipefish), 2246 nucleotides. RefSeq names its product 5-hydroxytryptamine (serotonin) receptor 2A, genome duplicate a (gene htr2aa). Gene Ontology annotation, cellular component: dendrite; plasma membrane. Gene Ontology annotation, biological process: G protein-coupled receptor signaling pathway, coupled to cyclic nucleotide second messenger; response to xenobiotic stimulus; release of sequestered calcium ion into cytosol. The record is from RefSeq and is a predicted model, not a curated record. Lineage: Eukaryota; Metazoa; Chordata; Actinopteri; Syngnathiformes; Syngnathidae. Gene Ontology annotation, molecular function: G protein-coupled serotonin receptor activity; neurotransmitter receptor activity.